GCACUCAUUGGAUCAACUUAAUUACAUAUUAUUAACCUCAUUAAUCAUUUUUCGAGUACUGAUUUCAUUAACCUCGUUAAUUAUUCUGCUUAAUCAUGUCUUCUCAGCCACACGAUCACUCUAAAACUGAUCUGGUCCCUUGGUCAACAGGGAUUUGUGAUUGCUCCUCCGAUUUGCGAACCUGUUGCAUGUCAUGUUUGUGCCCGUGUGUUAUUUUUGGUCGAGUUGCAGAUAUCCUUGACAAGGGAAAAACAUCAACAGCAACAAGUGGGGCUCUAUAUGUAAUACUAGCAUGCAUAGCUGGUCCAUGUCUCGUUUCAGCUCCAUAUCGUUCAAAACUCAGAAGACAAUAUAAUAUCGAAGGAAGCCGCCCUAGGGAUUGUUUAGUCCAUUGUUUUUGCGAUCCAUGCGCCUUGGCUCAAGAAUACCGUGAGCUACAAAAUAAGGGGUUCAAUAUGAAAUUAGGAUGGGAAGGAAAUUUGGAGAAGCAGAAUGGGAAGGCAGCAAUAGCUCCUGAGGUGGAAAUUGGGAUGCAGAGAUAGAGAUUUAAUUUGUUGUUUUUCUGGUUGUAAUAUAUGUAUUUUGAGAUUUGUUGUUGAUAGUUUUGUCAUUUUUUUAUAAGGUGUGAAGAGUGGGAUUUAAUUAUUUGAAUUUGUUUAAGGGGUGUGAUUAUGGAAAUAAUUAUUUUGAGUGAAAUGAAAUUUUGUUUUUUAACAUUUAUAA
Mercurialis annua (annual mercury) is the source of this 723-nucleotide messenger RNA. Its product is annotated as protein PLANT CADMIUM RESISTANCE 3-like. Lineage: Eukaryota; Viridiplantae; Streptophyta; Magnoliopsida; Malpighiales; Euphorbiaceae. The record is from RefSeq and is a predicted model, not a curated record. The coding region runs from base 96 to 542 and encodes 148 amino acids. The transcript has 4 exons.